AUCCUAACGGCACCGGGCUGCUUCUGAAAAUCAGGAGGUGAAUAUCAAACAGCUCCAGGAUGCUGCCACCUUCCUUCCUGCUGACCUGCUGUUCACCAGAGGGCAUUUGAUUUACCAAACAUGAUGAAGACUGAGCCCCCGUCGGCCACGGGGAGCAACGGGGCCUCUGGUGGAAGCAGCGGAGGAAGCGGGAGCUCGAAUCUGCGGAGUCCCUCGCCGCAUCGCAACGCCUACGAGGCAGGGCUGGCGGCGCUGAAGAAGGCCACCGACCACCUCAACAAUGCCGCCAAUGGAGGUUCUGACCCUACCACAAAGCCCGCACCUCUGCCCCGCCCAACCGGGAGGGGCCGGAGAUAUGGCUCAAACGUUCACCGCAUCAAGAACAUGUUUAUGCAGAUGCAGUCUCCUGGUGAUGAGGAGGACGGAGCCAAAAUGAUUGAUUCACCAUUGACAUUCCUGUCAUUGUCAGAUAAAGAUCAGGCAGUGAAAUUGUCUCUGCCGAGGGCGUCAACCCUCAAUGAGAACGUUGACCACAGCGCCCUACUUAAACACGGAGGCACAGUCUCAGAGAGGGUUAACCGUUUUGACCCCAAAGCAGGAGGAGACGGCGGGGGCUUCUCCAAGCUCCAGGAGACCAGGAGGAUCUUUGAACAGCGGACUCUACAGGAGAAGCAAGCGGCCACCAACCGGAUCUUGCUGAAGAAGGAGCGGGCGUCAGGUUUCCAGGACAGCCGCCUGGAUGUUGUGGCUCGCUUUAACGGUUCCACGGAGGCUCUGGACCGGCUGGACGACCCCCCUGUUCCAGCUCCCGCUACUUUCCCUGCUGCUGCAGCUGCAAUGGGGCCUGAUGAUGCCGUCAGCCCCACCGUGAGCCAGCUCAGUGCUGUGUUCGAGAAGGGCGAACAACAAAACAACCUCCACCUCCCCAAACGCCGGUCAGGACCUGCCCUGGCACCAAAGCCCAAACCUCCGGCAAGAGCUGACGCAGGCGGGAGGAAGGCAAAGGCGGCCCCUCCAAGUAAGGAGGACCGAGAAGAGGUGACCGCAGGAGAUGUGAGCACCCAGGCAGCAGAGCUUCCAGAAGUGAGCAUAGGAGGAGUGGUGACAAGCGAGGAGAAGGAAGCAUUCGGACUGUCAGGAGACAAGCCCUCCUCAUCUUCCUCAGUGGCCGUCACUUCCUCCUCUUCCUCUUCAGAGGCUAAAUCAGUAUCAGAGGCCCAGCCAGCAGCGACUGAAGCCAGGGGCUCAAGUACGGUGGAAGCCCCAGAGCGGCAAGCUGCAGAGCAGGACAGCUCCCCCGGGGGUUCUGAUGCUGGAGCCAGGCUGGUGAAAGCCGUGGUUCAUGCCUCAUUGGAAAAUGGAGAAAAAGAGCCUCCAAGUUCCUCCCCCUCCUCAGAUGAGAAAGGAACGGACUCUGACAGGAGGGAUGAGGAUGAGGAAGAGGAAGAGGAGAACGAUGAUGAUGGCUCGAGGAAGGAGGAUUACUCUGAGGGGGAUCUGGUGGAUAUCAGUGCUUACAGCGGGCUCGGGGAGGAAGAUUCUGGGGGUAGCCAGUUGGACGAUGAGGAGGACGAAGAAGAUGAAGAAGAGGUGUACCAGCCGGAGAGCAGCUGCUCCGAAAUCGCUGGCCUUCCAGAGGAAGAGGAGCCGGUCCCAACCAAUAGGAAGAUUAAUUUCAGCACUGAGCCAAUUAGGGUCUUCACCACCUACUCUAACGAAGAUUACGACCGACGUAACGACGAUGUCGACCCCAUGGCAGCCUCCGCCGAGUACGAGCUGGAGAAAAGAGUGGAGAAGCUGGACCUAUUUCCUGUCGAGCUGGAGAAAGACAGUGAUGGUCUGGGUAUCAGCAUCAUAGGCAUGGGUGCAGGAGCUGAUAUGGGUCUGGAGAAACUUGGAAUCUUCGUGAAGACGGUCACCGAUAACGGAGCCGCACAGAGAGACGGCAGGAUCCAGGUGAAUGAUCUGAUAGUGGAAGUUGAUGGGACCAGCCUGGUUGGCGUCACUCAGAGCUUUGCUGCCUCUGUCCUCCGCAACACCACAGGCACCGUCAGGUUUGUGAUUGGCCGGGAGAAACCGGGGGAGCAGAGCGAAGUGGCUCAGCUGAUCCAGCAGACUCUGGAACAGGAGAGAUGGCAGAGAGAGAUGAUGGAGCAGAGAUACAAGCAGUACAUGGAUGAUGAUGAAGAGACAGGUGAAUAUGCAACAGACGAGGAGGAGGAAAUGAGUCCUGUGUUUCCAAACUCCAUUGAGGUUUUCGACCUGGCGGAGAACCAGGACAUGUCCCCUGUGGAGCUGGACCCUGAGAAGCUGACCCAUAAAUUCAAGGAGCUCCAGAUUAAACAUGCAGUGACCCAGGCGGAGAUCCAGCUGCUAAAGAGGAAGUUGGCUCAUGCGGAGCAGGAUAAGUUGCGUUGGCGGAUGGAGCGUGCUCAGUUGGAGCAAAACAUCCGGGACAGUAAAGAGAGGAUGGAGAAACUGGAGGGAUACUGGAUGGAGGCACAGUCCCUAUGUAAGGCCGUGGAUGAACACCUGAAAGAAACCCAGGCUCAGUACCAAACCCUAGAGAGGAAAUACUGCAAAGCCAAGAGACUGAUUAAAGAAUACCAGCAAAAGGAAAUCGAGUACCUAAAGAAGGAGACAGCUCAGCGUCGAGCACAAGAGGAGAGCGAGGCAACACACAAAGAGGAGACGGACAACCUGCAGGAAAAGAUUACAGACUUGGAGACCAAAGUGGAUGCCCUGAAAACCCCCAAACCCUCCUAGACUGCUGCUACUUCCUACCUCCUGUCUGUGACUGGAAGAGGUGGAGCUCUGCCUUCAUUCUGACCGGGGCUGUAUUUUACUCCAAUCAACCCAUUUACUGCACGGACGGGUAGCGGCCGGGGGGGGGGGGGAGAAUAACAAGGAUGACAAUGAUAAAAGAGAAGAAGAGGAGUGUGACAUACAAAACGGAAAGAAGCAACCUCUCAUCUGACAUCUGCCAGCCGCUUAGAGCUCCGUCAGUCCAAUAACCAAUCCCAGAAUGCACCCUCUGUAAUACCCAGAAUCCUCCUAGUGUGUCUUCCUGGCAACCGGCUUGGCAACCAACACAGAAAAACCACAUUGAAGAUCCUGUAAUUUAUUUAUGGAUGAUUGCUUGUCCUCUCCUCAUCAACUGUAUCUUACCGGGAAUCUAUUAUCAAUUCAAAUUUAUUUUAAAAAAAGCGCUUUUAACGAACAGGCUCAUCACAAAGUGCUUUAUAGAGUGACAAAGGGCAUAAAUGCAGAGAAAAAACGAGUAACAAGAAUGGACAGAGGUUAUUUGAUUGUCGUUAUACUACUUUUUAACAAGGUGGUUGAUCUCUCCAUCUCUUUUAUGGAACUGGAUCCUUAUGGAGAGGACAGAUCUACAAGGAGAAGUGGCCACCUCAUUUUAUUUCAAGACUCGACACAAAUUUCGAAAUGGAGACUCGAUAGUAACUUGCUUUGGAAAGAAAAAGGGCCUCCCUGAUAGUUACGUAAUAAAAACUAUCAAACAAGAUUUCUGAUUAGUGACAAAAACUGUGAAAUAAUACCCAAUCUUUGGUUUCUUUUCUAGCCUAACUUCUCUGUGAGCAAUGGAAGGAAUCGGGCAGAAAUGUGCAUUUGGGGUUUGAACCGUGAUGGCAUAUUGUUUGUAUAUAUUCUAUACGUCUAUUUAAAAGUAUUUCAGUGGCUUAAGCAAUUGAAUGGGUCAGGUGGCUGAGAGUAAGGCAGUGCAAUGAGUAAAUGGCGUCGUCUUACUGUGGAGAAUGGAGGGGUUCACUUGUCCAGAUUGGUCUGUUUCAUCUCUUUUUCUAUCAACAUCAAUGGCAAACAGGGUGUUAAUAGUCUAAUAUGUGCUUAUAGAGCUUCUAAUUGUGUAUAUUUGUUGGUGUUGUACUAUCUGUGUGUUGACAUGCACACCAAUAUCCUGUUAUUCAGGAUGGUCAUGUACUAUAUUCCUAAAUUGGUGCAGAGAAACAUUAUAGAAAUCGGAUCUCAUCCAGAAUCACAAAAAACUGAAUAUACUAGCUUGAAUAUAACUAUAUUCCACAGCUUCCACUUGUACUCACUGGGCUGAGUGCAGUCAGUUAAUUCCAGCUGUGAUAUGUACUACAGGAUCUCCUAAGGUGCACUUUGUAGUGUCAGUUGUUCAAUCAUUUCUUGGAGGCAGAGCUACUUAAGAAAUAAUCUCAUUGGUCAAGGAAAACAUUAGCGAGUGGAGCUACAGAACAAAAAAUUGGCUAACAAUAUUGGAUUUUUGAGGCUGAUAUACAUAUUAGAGAGUUUUAAAAAUCUGCUCACAAUAUAUUUACAAAUACAUAACUUAUUAACAUAAAUCAUUUCUGAAAUACAUUUAAAUUUAAAGAUUUUUGACCAGUGCUCUCUGCUGGACAAAUGAUUUAAUGGCAACAAUGUUUCUAAAUGACCUAAAAAAUAUCUUCGGCAUUUCUGUACCUCAAUUUUCUGUUAUUUACCAGCUAAUAUUGGCCUGUGGAUGUAAAGAAAGAUCAUAAUAAUAAUUUAAAAAGUAUGAACAACCUAAAAGUAAGUUGGAAAUCAAUUUAACCACUCUUUAAUACUCAUUGUUGAAAUUUAAAUACCACUGAAUCAAGUGAAUGAAAUCUUUGAAAGCCAAAUUUAGAGGUCUGAUCAAUUCAUUUAGACAUUUUAAUUUUUAUAUCAGACUUUGAACAACUUUUAAAAAUUGGACAUAUCAUUAUUUGUGUAUCUUUAAGAAAAAACAACUUGAAAUCAAGUUUAUAACAUUGUUUAAAUUGAAAGUACCUGCUGCAGGUAGGAGAGGUGAAUUGAAACCACAAAAAGUCAGACAGAUUUUAAGGUAAAAAUAUUUCAAAGUUAUACAUUCAGUAGUAAUUAAUUAUAAAACUAACUAAAACUAUUUAGUUUAAGUGUUAAUUAAUGAUUACAUUUCAACAUGUGGUUCCAUUGCUCAUAAAAUUUAAAUUAUUUUGGCCUUUCUUUACUUCCAUAUUGACUUCAACCCGUCUUUCUUACCUGUACUCAUACAUGUAUACUAAUUUAGCAUGCUUACUUCUAAAAGAAUGAAAUGCAGUUGGUAUGAAUGAAAGAACAAGAUGUUGCCAAUUCUAUUUUAACAAAGAAUAAUUUUUAUGAAUGUUUUUAUCAAUACUUCAAUCAGUAUUUGUCUUUUCUAGCUAGCUAGUAUAGCCUUUUUAUGCUAACGUAGCAGGAUGAUUUUGCCUCUUAAGAAAUGUUUGCGUAACUAGACCGUACCAUGUCUAUGAGCUACAGUGUUAUUCAGAAAACUGUGUGCAUGUAAACACACUCCACAUCUCUUAGUAGAAGAAGAUUAGAAGGUCCCAGUGCCAGUAUUAUGACUUUAGAAAAGAAAGUUAGUGAUUCAUGCCUGACAGUCAAAAUGUGGGUUGAAUACAAAAGUGUUGCUGUGGUCAUUAAAAGUCAGACAGGUUUGUGGAUCCCAAGAACCACUAGAGGUGCAUCAGGUUCAGCCAACAAAGAAAUUGUUAAUUUUUAAAAUGUCUUUCAAACAAUGAUGAGGCGGCUUCUUUGGUUAGAUAAAGUUGCAAGCCUUUUUUAGUCAAAUAAUAAGUGCUUUUGGAUUUUUCUCUUUCCAGAUCAUGAAAAUGUAUUCUACCAGAAAUAGGAAGAUAAGCCACUUGUUAGAUUGUCCUUAAGAGUUUUCCUGUUGGUUAAUAAAAAAAUAAGUUGUCAGUGGAAAUGUUAGUGAUAAAGCACACAGUGGAUUUUUGCUAGCAUUUUGCUCAAGGACUCUUAAACACAUGGGAAAAGGGAAUUGACAAAUUGGCUGUUAGGACUGAACCUGUGACACUGUGGUUACAGUAGUCUCCAUGUUUAUACAAUACAGUUGUAAUUCAGUGAUGAUGAUGGCAGUUUGAUGUUUCAAAUAUGAGGUUAGUUUUUGCAUGUGGAUGGCAAAAUGGUGCUCAGUAAGACAGCGUUAACACACAAUUAACUUACAAAGUAUUGAAUAGGCAAAUGUAAUUUUGCUGCUCAAGUGUUGUCAUUCACCUUGGUGAUAAUUGUGAGUUCAUGUAUGCGUUUAUAGAGAUAUUACAGCUUGCUGGCAAGCUCUGAUUAGAUUGCAUUAAUUGAGUCAUAGAGAAGCUCAGAAUGGCCAAAAUCUACUUCCUCCCACCUGGCGCUUUGUGGUCUUCAAGUUAAAAGGUCUGUGUUGAAUGAAUGAGUUUUAACAUAAACAAAAAUCAUGUUUUGCUGCGCAUAAGACAAUGUGUUAUAUGUUAGCCAUGGUAGUGGCAUUGGUCUGUCUUGGUCCACAGCAUUGGUCCAAACUGAAAUAUCUCAACACUAUUGGAUGGAUUGCAACAACAUUUUGUACAGACAUUCAUGGUCCCUAGAUGGUGUAUCAUAAAGGCUUUAGUGAUCCUCUUAACCUCUCAUCUAGAGCCAUCAUCAGGUGCAAAUUUAGAUUUGUCCAAUAUUGUGGUUUGUAAGCAAACAACCUUAGCUGUAAUUUGUAUGUAGGGUUUUUUAGUUCAUGCUAGCAUGCUAACAUACUACCCUGCUGGAAAAACCAGCAUAGACGAGUAAACUUGCACGGUGAACAAGGUCAACUUUAAACCUGCUGAACAUCAGCAUGUUGGCAUACUGAUGUUAGCAUUUAGCUCAAAGAACUGCUGUAUCAAAGUACAGCCUCUCAGAGCUGCUAGCGUGGCUGUAGUCUUGUUAACAUUAAUAUUGACAGUGUUUUGUUUUAAAAUCAUCCUGCAAACACACAAUACUUUUCACAAAUCACAAAUAUGUGAAGCAGUUCUGCUUUUCAUCAAAAUUAUAAUCAAGUGUUGCACUUUCAAGCUUACAAAUCGCUAGGUAGAAUCAUGACCCCCAGCAGCUGAUCCUGGUUCAAUGUGUUACAGUACCUGAACAUGUUGACCUGUCUUUAUUAGGCUUUAUUACCUUUAUUAAAUUAGAUAUUUGCUCUUGCGUUUCCUAAAGACAGUUUACUUCAUACACCGAACAAUCUGAAUCCGUACCAGCUCAAGACCAUGACCUGACCUACAGGCAGUAUGUAUUAGAUAUGUAUUCAAAGAGAUUCAAGGCUUUAAAUGAUGAAUGGGAUAAAGAACAGUUGGAGAAGUAUUUACUGUAGUCACAAACACAGCAACUGUUUGAAGGGUAGACUGAGAUACAGAUAUGAUAUGUUUAAAUUGGACAGUGGGGAGCGACUCUGAACUUUAAGAACGAGGUUAAUAUUUUAAUGUAAUAUUUUAAUUUGGCAGAAAACUUUUAAAACCAAGUAUUUGUUCAAAAUAUAUAGUAUGUUUAUAAUGUAAUCUUAUUGGAUGGGAACAAGGGUCCUCAAGAUGGAAAGCAUUUUUAGAGAAAAUAAUAUCAGCCAUAAGCAACUCACUUGAGUAUUUUUCUUUUAUGUCUUUAGUAUUUUUAUUACGGUUUCAUCUCUAUGUCAAACCAAUGUGAGCUGUACAAAUCGCUGGUUUAUCACCAAAUCAAGUUCUGGUCACGUUAGGGUUUAAGAUCUAAACACCGAGUGACCACUUUGCCUUGUUAUGACUUGUACUUAUGAGUUAACAUGCUGCUUUUGCCUUUACGAAGCCUUCGGAUGUCUGCUAGCUUUAGCUGACUGUCACAGUUGUCAACCAUCAUGUCUGCCCAUCGCUCAUGUCUGCACCAUUACAAGUGUUUAAAGAGUUUUUGCCAUUGAUUACAGACAAGCUGCCAUGUUGGGAACCUGAUAGAUUGUAGCAUUUUAGCAUUUAACUGUCACAGAUUGUAGAUGGACUGAUGCCUUUUUCCAUGACACUUUCCCAGUGUUACUCCUCAUAUUUUAAAUAUUUAUUAAACUCAGCUUUUUCCCCUGCAUUACAUAUUGGGCCACUAUUUUCCCGCUGGUGGCCACUGAGCAGCUUUGCCGGAGCAGGUGAGUGGGUUUAGUGCCUUGCUUAAGGGUUAAGGAUAAUGGUAGUUGAGAGGGGAUAGUACACCCACCUUACACGAGUUGGACCAGGAGUCUAAAACCAAGCUUGCAGCGAAAAGGUCAUAUAUUCCCUUUGACCUAACUGGACAAUUGGCAUUGUCUGUCCCGUAACCAUUGGUGACUAGUCUUUAAACACAACAAAAGUAUUGGUUUGUGCUCACGUAAUGCAGCAUUUCAUUUCAUUAAAGAAGAACAAUGGGAAAAGGUUUAAAAAUGCAAGGAAAAGCACUACAGGAAAAAAUUCGGUAGUUUUUAAAAUGUGUCUGUGUUGGAAUUUUCCAUUGUUAUAUCAUGAUCCAGUACCCAAAUUUCAUGGCAUUUUGGAGAAAUUGUUAGUUUUUUAUAAUAAUAAUAUUAAUCCUUGGCUUGACUUCUUCAAAUACACUGAUGAAAUGAGAGAGCGGUGUCAUGUGGUAUGCUGGAUGAAUGGCUAUGGACCAGCUUUGAUGGAGCGGUACCAUCAGUGUGAGCAGGACAAUCUGACUGUGCAUCGAGCAGACCUCCCAGUGUGUUUCGGGAGGUCUGAAACCGAUUUCCUUCUCUGACUGGUUCUGUUCUUCAGUUGAUGCCACCUUGUUUGUCUGUUCCAAUACCUGUCUGUCAGCAUUAAUAAAUAAACAAAAUAUGUUG
Scomber scombrus (Atlantic mackerel) is the source of this 8614-nucleotide messenger RNA. Its product is annotated as neurabin-2-like. Lineage: Eukaryota; Metazoa; Chordata; Actinopteri; Scombriformes; Scombridae. Bases 121 to 2766 code for a protein of 881 amino acids. Gene Ontology annotation, cellular component: cytoplasm; postsynaptic density; actin cytoskeleton. The transcript has 15 exons. Gene Ontology annotation, biological process: calcium-mediated signaling; actin filament organization; neuron projection development. Gene Ontology annotation, molecular function: actin filament binding. The record is from RefSeq and is a predicted model, not a curated record.